Molecule: messenger RNA, 653 nt
Organism: Trichogramma pretiosum
Lineage: Eukaryota; Metazoa; Arthropoda; Insecta; Hymenoptera; Trichogrammatidae
Product: replication protein A 70 kDa DNA-binding subunit-like
Exons: 4
Source: RefSeq, a predicted model, not a curated record
AAAUGGGCAAAGUUAAUAAUACAUCGAAACUGGAUAAGAAGAAGGAAGGACCGUUCAAAAAGUCGAAAAAAAUUCAAAAAGAAAAAUCAAGAUACGACCAUAAUGUCUCAGCAUAACAUCGAAGCAACUGUACGCAGUUGGAUUUUUCAAGGUUAAGUAGUCUGCUCCUCCGAACUGAGAGAAGUAACGCUAUACAAACAAUCCAAUAACAUAUUUUACUUUGAUAUCUCUGACGCUACUGGCACCAUUCGCUGCGUUUCCAAAAACAAAACUGCAGAAUCAUGAUUUAAACUUAGCAAGGUACUGACAACACAUGCAUCUCACACCAUCGUCCCAAACCAUUAUCGAGGAAUUAGAGGUAGACGAGGAAGAAGCAGAUAACAUGAAAGAUCGUAUGAAAGUAACAAAUUUCAAUGAUAUAGACGACGUAUUGCUUACAUCAGCCAUCAACGUUGUCGCAAUAAUUAAAAAAGUUGAAGACGUCAGCGAUGUACAGAUGAAAGAUGGCAAAAUUAUACAAAAACGUAACGUCUUGCUCAUAGACGAUCUUAAAAAUAAGAUUUUAUUAACAUGUUGGGGCGAUCUAGCACAAAAUCUGAAUUGGCGAGCACGGGAAAUUGUCACCUUAAGGGGGGGGGGGGGGGANGGGGGGG